This is a messenger RNA of Penicillium odoratum, 2142 nucleotides long. Its product is annotated as DUF726 domain protein. NCBI's taxonomy places the organism in Eukaryota, Fungi, Ascomycota, Eurotiomycetes, Eurotiales, Aspergillaceae. The coding region runs from base 1 to 2142 and encodes 713 amino acids. The transcript has a single exon. The record is from RefSeq and is a predicted model, not a curated record.
AUGUUCAAGAAUCUAAAAGAAAAACAUGGCCACUUUUUCGAGUCAAAAGAGGCCAAUGCACCCACCCCGAGCGAACGCGGUCAAGAUCUGACGUCAAUACUGGACCGGUCGCAACGGGCUGACCUCACAGUACUCGUCGCGGAGAUUGUAGAGUCGAUGAGAAUUAAGAUUGUCGAAACUUUCGAAAACUCCGAAGAAAGCUUGGAUAAAAGCCCAACCCUCAACCCAACAGAAGAGGAUGGCGAUGCAGGACCACCGCUCCCUGCUAGGCCGGGUAGUUCUUCCGAGGCGGAUAAUAGCCCGCAAUCUUCCAGAUCUGACAUGAAGAAAAAUUCAUUAAGAGAAAGAGCUAAGAAAAUGGCGCUCACUCAUUUUGACGAUUGGAGGGAUACCGUGCUGCUGCGGAUCGGCGAGGUGGUCAACAAAGAUGACGAGAAUCAGACACCGCAAGAGAAAGAUGCGGUCAUUGCAUCUGAUGAUCUUCCUUUGGGUGAAGAUACUCAGCGGAUGGAAAAACUCGCGGAAUUUUAUCACCCUGUGGAAACACCAUUGGCGCAGCUACCUAAAGCGAAGAGGCUGCUUAUCCUGCACUCUCUUCUUUUAUUAUUGCUCAGUCUUGAGCAUUAUAAUGCCUAUUCGCGUGUUCUUAUGCUCCAUAGCGCGUCCAGCCUUGAUAUAGACAUCAAAGUGUUGAAUGAAGAUGAAGUCAAGGUAGCACGUGGGCUUCUCGAUAACGCCUUGGCACUCUCAGACCCAGAAGCGAAACAGCCGGCCAAGAAAGACGGUUCCCGCAAAUGGAAAGUCGGUAUGGCAUCCGUUGCCGGUGCCGCUCUGAUUGGUAUUACUGGUGGUCUGGCUGCUCCAUUGGUCGCUGCAGGUAUCGGAACUAUGAUGGGUGGACUUGGACUGGGUGCGACUGCUGCGGCUGGGUACCUCGGUGUUCUGGCCAGUAGCGGUGUGGUGGUUGGUGGACUGUUCGGAGCGUAUGGAGGACGCAUGACUGGUCGGAUGAUGGACAAGUAUGCGAAGGAGGUUGAAGACUUUGCUUUCAUUCCUAUCCGAGGCUCAAGGAAGCGCACCGUGAAGGAGAGUGAUGCUGCUCGACAGGAUCAUCGGCUGCGAGUUACCAUUGGUGUUACUGGCUGGGUGAGAGAUGAAUCCAACUUUGUGGUUCCAUGGCGAGUCAUUGGGGCUGAUUCGGAGGUCUUUGCCCUGCGCUGGGAGACGGAAUCUCUGAUGAAACUCGGGAACGCUAUCUCGUCGCUGGUAACUAGUGCGGCGUGGUCGGUUGCGGGAAAGGAAGUUUUGUCUCGGACCAUUUUCUCGUCCAUCAUGAGCGCGGUUAUGCUUCCUCUCGGCCUCAUCAAGGUUGCUGGGGUCGUUGAUAACCCAUUCAGCGUUGCGAAGUCCCGAGCCGACAAGGCAGGUGAAGUCCUAGCAGAUGCCUUGAUCAGCAAAGUCCAGGGAGAGCGACCUGUCACUCUGAUUGGAUACUCCUUAGGAUCACGCCUAAUUUUUUCCUGCCUCCAGAAUCUGGCUAAGAGAGAAGCCCACGGUCUUGUUGAAUCUGUCAUCCUAAUGGGAUCACCAACUCCCUCUGAUACCGAGUACUGGCGUCGCAUUCGCAGCGUAGUUAGCGGCCGAGUAAUCAACGUCUACUCCGAAAAUGACUCUGUCCUAGCCUUCCUCUACCGCACAAGCAGUCUCCAACUUGGAAUUGCCGGGCUCCAAAAAGUCAAAAAUGUUCCCGGUGUUGAGAACGUCAAUGUGAGCGAAAUGAUCAGCGGCCAUCUUCGGUACCAGUUCCUACUUGGCAAGAUCAUUUCGUCCAUUGGACUCCAGGACAUCGAUAUCAGUGAAGUGAAACGCGAAGAAGCUGCUUUGGAAGUUGAGGACAAGAAGAAGGAGGAAGAGCUUGCCCAUAACGAGCGCGAAGCCGGAGUGACAGAUCGGGAUUCAUCUGUUGCGCGCGAUACCCUGAACAGCCAAGAUGGGUUUGGGGAGGAGGCGCGGAUGCAAAAGCAGGUUCAAACGCAGACAGAGGACCAUAUGACUAGCCAUCGAAUUCGAAAGCUGGAUUUGGAUGAUGCAGACUACUCUUCGCCGUUGGCGGAUCAACCAGGGAAGCACUCUGCUCUGUGA